This is a messenger RNA of Manis pentadactyla (Chinese pangolin), 1698 nucleotides long. RefSeq names its product small nuclear ribonucleoprotein U11/U12 subunit 35 (gene SNRNP35). The transcript has 3 exons. The record is from RefSeq and is a predicted model, not a curated record. Gene Ontology annotation, molecular function: snRNA binding; mRNA binding. The coding region runs from base 175 to 912 and encodes 245 amino acids. Gene Ontology annotation, cellular component: U12-type spliceosomal complex; precatalytic spliceosome. Lineage: Eukaryota; Metazoa; Chordata; Mammalia; Pholidota; Manidae. Gene Ontology annotation, biological process: mRNA splicing, via spliceosome.
GGUCCGCUUAGGUGGGCAAGUGACUCGCCCGUCGCUUGGAGUCCAGCGCCCGUCUCCGCGGGAAAAGGACCCGAUCUUUGCAGUUCCCAGUCUGGUUUUCCUGUGACCAUUUUCAAGUCUCUGAAAGGCGAGCCUGGAUUUUGAUGUGUUGCCAAGUUAUAAACGCAGUUGAACAUGAAUGAUUGGAUGCCCAUUGCCAAGGAGUAUGACCCGCUUAAAGCUGGCAGCAUUGAUGGCACUGAUGAAGACCCCCAUGAUCGUGCAGUCUGGAGGGCAAUGUUGGCACGAUACACACCCAACAAAGGUGUCACAGGAGACCCCCUCCUCACCCUGUUUGUGGCAAGACUAAACCUGCAGACCAAAGAGGAGAAGUUAAAGGAAGUAUUUUCCCGCUAUGGGGAUAUCCGGCGACUUCGGCUGGUGAGGGACUUGGUCACUGGCUUUUCGAAGGGCUAUGCCUUCAUCGAAUACAAAGAAGAGCGGUCUCUGAUCAAAGCUUACCGAGAUGCAGAUGGCCUGGUUAUUGACCAACAUGAGAUAUUUGUGGACUAUGAACUGGAAAGAACUCUCAAAGGGUGGAUUCCCCGACGACUCGGAGGAGGUCUGGGAGGGAAAAAGGAAUCUGGGCAGCUGAGAUUUGGGGGGCGGGAUCGGCCUUUUCGAAAACCCAUUAAUUUGUCAGUUGUUAAAAACGAUGAAUAUAGAGAGGGACGAAGGGAAAAGAGGGAGCGAUCUCGAUCCCGAGAAAGACACUGGGACUCGAGGACAAGGGAACGAAACCAUGACCGGGGCCGGAAGAGAUGGCAGGAAAGAGAGCCAGCCAGAGUGUGGCCUGAAAAUGACUGGGGGAGAGAGAGAAACUUCAGAGACGACAGGGCCAAGGGGAGGGAGAAGAGGGACAGAAGUAAGUAGAGGUUCACCAUCACCACCAGAGUCCCAACUAAGAUACAUAAUAAGUACACACACACACACACACACACAUAGACCUGCAUUGCCUUUAUAUGAAGCGUAAGUUCAAUGCUUGAAUAAAACUGAUAAUGGGUUUUAGAGUAAGUUUUCUUUCUAGUCUGGAGCCCAGGUUCAAGCUGAACAUGCUGGUAUUGCAAAUUUCUCUUCAUCUUGUGUUCUAAGCUUAUUAAAUAAGUUCAUGUUAUUUAAUAAAUUUGAGAAACAAUUUUGUACUUGCCAGCAUCUGUACUGAAGGACAUGUGUAAGGGGCCAUCAUUCUCAUUUAAUUUGCUAGUUGAGAAUUUGUUUUGAGAAUUUGAUUUUGUGCCGUCUAUUGGAAAUGACCAUUUUGAGGGCUUGGCUUUCCUUUUUUGGUGAGGAGGCUGGCAUUUAAAAUGAAAAACCAGUUGCUGGGCUCUGGGGUUGUGAUUUGUGGCAAUCUUCCAGCCCUUUGAAAAGAUAAAGCUCAAAAGAAGUGAUUAAGAAAAUGAAAUCAGUAAAAAGUUUGUAUCUGGUUCUGAUGGAUUUGAUUUGUCUUUUCCCUUUUGAUCAUCUGGCCUCUCAUUUAAGAGCUAGAAACAUUGCCCUUAACUCCUGAUGACUUUUGAGUUAAUACUGUACUGUUCACGUGGUUUUUUUGAAAAGCAACGCUUAGCAUUUUUGUUCUAUCAAUGGCUGUAUCUUUGAAAGUUCAGGUUCUUAAAAUUCAAGAUGUUUCAUGGAAAAUAAAUGUCUGAUUUAGUAUCAAGA